AUGAAGCUCAUAAUUCCAGAGCUGGUUAGCUUUCUGCUCCAGAUACCUGGGCCCCAGAAUGCUAUGGCCAUUCACAAAGCUGAUAAGGUCCUUGUAGAGCAAAAAAAGGAUGCGGUCGGCGGCAAAUCGUUCGACCCAACCGUUAAAAAAGGCAGCGAAUUCUUUCACCCCAACCUUGAGAUAAAAGCAGUACUUCCAGAAGCAACAUCUGAGGAGGAAGAUUCAAGAACGGUAGCAGGAUUUUUCUUUGGCGCCAUUCUCUCAGAGUUUCUCUACGCACAAGAAUUCGAAAUUUGA
Molecule: messenger RNA, 297 nt
Organism: Prunus armeniaca (apricot)
Lineage: Eukaryota; Viridiplantae; Streptophyta; Magnoliopsida; Rosales; Rosaceae
Source: the annotation of a GenBank genome assembly